Molecule: messenger RNA, 762 nt
Organism: Closterium sp. NIES-65
Lineage: Eukaryota; Viridiplantae; Streptophyta; Zygnematophyceae; Desmidiales; Closteriaceae
Source: the annotation of a GenBank genome assembly
AUGUAUAUCACUCUCUACUUCAUCGUCACCCGCCUCCCUGACUCUCUUCGCGCAGUUAGGGACCUCCUUCUCGCCCUUGACCCCACAGAACUCACUGUUGACCUGCUCGAGAAGCACCUCCUUGCAGUUGAGACUAGCAUAGUCGCUGUAGGUGCUUCUCAUGACACUCUUCGCACUCCCUUCUUUGAGGGGUGUUCCCCCUCCCCCCUUGCCCCCUCUGUCGCUUCUGCUGCUGCUGUUGACUUCCUUCGUGCUGAGGAGGUCAGGGCUGCGUCUACUCCUAGUGGGAGGCGCUGCAGCGGCAAGGGCAAGGGAGGCAAAAAAGGCGAGGGUGGCGGCGGUGGAGGCGGUGGUAGAGGCGGUGGAGGCGGCAGAGGUGGCGGUGGUGGUGGUGGGAGUGGUGGUGGGAGUGAAGGCGUCAGUGGCGGUGGUGGUGGUAGCGGUGGGAGUGGUGGCAGUGGAGGUGGCGGAAGUGGGAGUUGUGGCGGCGGCAGUGGUGGCGGUCGGUGUGGAGCCGUCCACAGGGGAGGUUUUGGAGGGGUGGCGGACGUGGCGGUGGAGGGGGCGGUGGUGGAGGCGGCAAGGGCGGUGGAGGUGGUGGCGGUGGUCGUGGGGGUGGAGGUAGUGGUGGGGACGGUGGUGGUGCCGGGUGGGGGCGGUGGCGGUGGCAGCGGCGGGGGUGGCGGAGGGGGGAGUGGUGGUGGCGGCAGUGGUGGGGGCUUGGGUGAGGCCGGUGGUGGCCAGGGACAGCAGCAGCAGUAG